CAAGUACAUUUGUUGUCUGGAGAGUGCACUCUAUUUUCGCUCAAAAUUUUUUGUUUUUUAAUUUCUUCGCCAUGUCAACAACAAAAAGUUUUUCAUUCGGAUUAUGGACAAUUACAGAGACUAAAUCUCACAUUUUAGAGUCGGAAGGUGAAAAGAGACGAGAAUUUGAAGAGAAUUUAGAACUACCGCAUUUGCCGGAAAUGCUUUUCGCUGAUAAUUCUUUAGAAUUUGUUCAUAAAAAUGGUUUUGGAAUUAAAUUUUGCGCUUUAGACGCUUUAAAGGGCGUUGAUGCUCAUAGAGAUCUUAUAAAAGUAGCUUACGCAGACGAAUGGAAAGAGUCGAGAACUUCUCAAGAAGGAGUAGACAAUGUAGUUCAGCCACAUGAUUGGACAUAUACAACAGAUUAUAAAGGAAGUCUUAUAUCUGGAGAAUUAGAAAGUAUAAAAGUUAUUCCAACAAAAGAGAGGAUCAAUUUAGAAAAGUUAAAGAUUCGAGAGAAAAUUCUCUUUUAUUCGGACAUUUUAUUAUUUGAAGAUGAACUAGGAGAUAAUGGGGAAGCCAAAUUAGGUGUGAAAGUAAGAGUUAUGCCCUCAGGAUUCUUCAUACUCAGCAGAUUUUAUAUGAGAGUUGAUGAUGUAAUUGUGAGGAGGACAAAUAUAAAUAAUAACGCCUACGAUCAUGAUUUCAUUGAGACCUUGCCUGUUUUAUUAAAAGAUGAUAGUACAAAGAGAUUUCUAUUAGGCGAUCCAGAUUUUCAUCAUUAUUUAAUAGCGAACCCUUCAAUCUUGGCAGAACUCUGGUUAGAGGAAGAGAGUCGUGAGAUAUUAAGAAAUUUUGACGAUAUUAGGUGUUUCAUAGACCAUAAUCAUGAAUUUAUGGAACAUUUAGAAUUACUUCAAUUGAAAAAGAACAUACCUUGUCAUGAUCUCUUCAUUCGUACUCUUCUCAAUCCCAAAUUAUUAAAGUUAAUCGAAAGGAAUGAAGAUCUACAACAAGCUUGCAUAGAUGAUGUUUCACUACAAAUAUUUAUUAGUACGAAAAAGGAUAUUAGGGAUAAAUUGGAAAAAAACCCCUCUUAUAUAUCAACUUUACUCAAACAACCGGAAGUUAUCGAUAAUCUUAUCAAUCUUCCAGAAACUCAAAGGCGAUUAGAAACUAUUAGAUCGAAAGAAAUGACUCCGCAUCUAACUUUACCAGUAUUAAAGUACAACUCGACAGAAAUGGAAUUAUUCGAAAACGAGACAAAGAGAGCAGUCUAUACUUUAAACAAAAAUGUUAAUUCUUACAAGUCUAAAAUGAGAGAAACUAUUGAAUUCGAAAACUUUAAUGGAGAUUACGAAAGAAGAGACUUUCAUGAUAUAUUAAAUACAUUCCCUGAAAUAAAUAAUUUAAAUAAGAUUGAUGCCGAAACUAAAAGAAUCAGUUUUGAGAGGAUAAACGAUAAAUUAAUGAAAUUUAACGCUAGUAGUAAUAAUUCAGAAUUUAAGUCAAAUUUUUUAGACGGUGAUGAAGACCCUCAAGGGAUUUGCCGAGCUAUUGGCAGAGCGAAAAGUUCGUCUGUUGGAAAUGUUCAUCAUCUUAAUGACGGCGAUGAAGUUUCGGGUUCCGAUGGAUCUCAGGGAGUUUAUCCUGUUAAUAAUGAACAGUUUUCCGAUUUACAAAGACAAUUAAGUACCGUCGAAAAGGAUAGAGAUGAAGCUGUUGCUCAAUUACGUGUUGUAGCUAUAGAAUAUGAAAAGCAGAAAGAAAAGGCGUCAAAAUUAACUACAAUGCUUCAUGAAAAAAAUCUCGAAUUGAAGGAAGGAGUUUUAACAUUAAUAGAAAAUGGUCAAAUUGAUACUACUCAAUCAAUUGUUGAAGCGGAGAUACGAAUAAGAGCAUUAGAAAUAGAGAUAGAAAAUCAUAAACAGGAUGCUGAUGCUAAGAAAGUUGCACUUCAAACGGUCGUAAAAGAAAAUACAGAAUUAAUGAGGAAACUAAAAGAAUUUACAAGGGAACUAAUUGUUGAAAAGUCAAUCGUUUCCCAAAUAACCGCUUCAAGAGUAGAUUUGGAGGCUACAGUUCAUCGUCUUACAACUGAACGAGAUAAUUUUAAAGCAGAACUACUGAAAAUUGACGAACUUAGAAGUAAAGUUGAAUUAGAAGCUAAAGAAGAGCUUUCAAAAAUUGAAAAUGAUAUGAGGAAAAUAAAAACAGAAUAUGAUCAGGCAAUUGCCAUAAUGAAAGAUGACAAUCAUAUGCUCAUGACUGAAGUUGCUUGCGCUAAAGCACUCUCGGAAGCUAGGACAGGUGAAAUGGAUCAAACUAAGAAUUUAUUAGCGGUAGCUAAUUUAGAAAUAGAAGAUUUAAAUAGGAAAUUAGAAGUAAUUACAGAGGAAAAUUUGUCUAGUAGAACCGAAAUUGAUAGGGUGAUGCAGGAAUACGAUAAAAUAAUUCGAGAGAAUUGCGCUACUAAAGAAUUAAUUGAGAAAACAAGGCAGGAUAAAGAAAAGCUAUUAUCUGAUAAGUAUUCGUUGGAAAGAGACGUCGAAAGGCUGAGUGACGAACUCGAUGGAAUUAAAGAAGAUCUAAUUGAAAGUGGAAGAAGAAUGGGAGACGCUCGGCAUCAAGCUAUGGAAUCAGAAAAACUCUAUCAAAACAGUCACGAUAUGACUUUGUCUCUUCAAGCUGAUCUUAGACACGCUCAAAGUCAACUUCAAGCAGCCGAAGACGAAAAGAAAUGCCUUGGUCAAAGAUUGCAGAAAUUUGCUGAGCAAAAUAAGCUAUUAUCUAAAAAUAUGAAUAAUCUUAAACAACAAAUGAGUGCUGGAGCAGAAAUACUAAAAGAGGAGAGAAGAAUCUCUUCAGAGAGAAAGAGUGAAUUGAAAUUUUUAAAUGAUGCUCAGGAAAAAUUAAAAUCCGAACUUGAAUUGUUACAAACCGCUUUUGAUAAAGAGCAAAAUUUGCAUAUGUCCCUUAGAGAACAAUAUAUUCUAGAGGAACAACAGCAAUCGAAAUUAAAUGAAAGGAUAAAGAGCUAUGAAAUGGAAGUUAAUACAUUGGAGCAAAAAUUACGCGAAGAGAGGAGUCAAUUCGAACAAACUAGAUAUGAGAAGGAAAAGGUUAUUGAAGAAACAAAAGUACUUUAUGAUAGAAUUGAAAAUUUUGAAAGGUUACUCUCAAUUGAACAAACUAAGUAUAAACAAGUAGUUGAAAAAAUGAGACAAGAUUUUGUCACAGACUUAGAUUUUGCAAAAAGAGAGAAAGGCAAUAUGAAUGAAAUGGUUUCAAAAUUUAGGGAAGAGAUUAAUGAUCUAAAAGAGCAGAUUAGAACUAAAGAUUUACAAAUUAGAUCCUGUUAUCAAUCAAUUGGACAAAUGGAUUCUGAAGCCAGAGGUAGAAAAGAGCUUGAAUGUCAAUUAUUCCAAGCUGAAACGGAAUUAAAAGAAGCUCAAGGUAUCGUCGAAACAAUCCAUUCGGAAUUAAUUCUUGAAAGAGAGAAGCAAAGUCAUCUCUCUCAACAAAAUGACAAACUUUUGACAAAUAUUAACCAACUUAAAGAAGGGCUAAAAUUAGUCAAAGAAGAGUAUACGAAAGAAGUAUUUAGGCUAAGUCAUGAACUGCAACAAAUAUCCCUAAGCUCAGAGGAAGAAAUUCGUUCAUUACGCGACAGCUUAAAUAAGUCAAACGCUGAUCUUUUGGCUACUGAAGCUUCUUUAUUGGCUCUGCAAGAAGUAAGGGAAAAUCUCCAUUCGUCAAAUAAAAAUUUUGAAAAAACUAUUGACGCUCUAAAGAGACGUUUACACCAAGAAAUGACUGCUAAACGCCUUGUAGAACAACAACUAGACGUCCUAAGGAAACAACAUGAAUAUUUAACGAAAAAUACUGAUCACCCAGAGGAUUACAAUAGUCAAGACUUGGUAAUAAAUUAUAAUAAACUUCAAAUAGAAUUACAGGCGGAAAAGGAUGAAGUUCUACUACUAAGAAAACAAUUACAAGCGACUCAAGCGAGUUCUUACACUCAAGAAGCACAUAUGCAAACUUUGGAAUUACAAUUGGCUGAAAGUCAGAGUCAAGUUUCAAGUCUGAAGAGGAAAUUUGAAUUGCAAAUUAUGCCAAAUGAGUCUAAAACAAAGUUAGAUAAGGAUCUAAGAAACCAGUUAGCUCUAUACGAAAAGGAAAGGAUGCUUUUCUUCCAAAAUGCUCAAAAGUUAUCUCAAGAUCUUGAACUAGCUCGCGAACAAUCGAACAACAAAACAAGGGAUAUAAUUAAAUUAGAGGAACAAAUUGGCGUUUUAAAACAAACUAUUAGUGAAAUGCAACACGACAUUAAAAUUACUGAAGAUGUUUGUAAAACCGAAGGUGAUAAAAUGGAUCGUCUAGAAAGAAGAAAUCACGAGUUAGAAUCUCAAAAUAUAAAACUAAAGGCCCAAAUAAGCAAUAGAAAAGAUAAUCUUCACUGA
Messenger RNA from Dimorphilus gyrociliatus, 4442 nucleotides. The record is from the annotation of a GenBank genome assembly. Lineage: Eukaryota; Metazoa; Annelida; Polychaeta; Dinophilidae.